This is a messenger RNA of Lontra canadensis (Northern American river otter), 2631 nucleotides long. RefSeq names its product aarF domain containing kinase 1 (gene ADCK1). Gene Ontology annotation, biological process: mitochondrion organization; lipid homeostasis; protein phosphorylation. The record is from RefSeq and is a predicted model, not a curated record. NCBI's taxonomy places the organism in Eukaryota, Metazoa, Chordata, Mammalia, Carnivora, Mustelidae. The coding region runs from base 104 to 1675 and encodes 523 amino acids. The transcript has 11 exons. Gene Ontology annotation, molecular function: ATP binding; protein kinase activity. Gene Ontology annotation, cellular component: mitochondrial inner membrane.
GCAAUCAGAGGGUGGUGGAGAGCAAAGUCCCUGCGAACCCCGUCACCCGCGUGCGGCGUGGAACCUGGCGCCACGUCCCCGCGUCCCUGGGGGGUCUGGGAACAUGGCCAGAAAGGCGCUCAAGCUUGCUUCAUGGACUGGCAUGGCUCUGGCUGCCUCGGGCUUCUACCUUUACAGUAACAAGUACUUGGAUCCUAAUGACUUCGGUGCUGUCAGGGUGGGCCGAGCAGUUGCCACGACAGCUGUCAUCAGUUACGACUAUCUCACCUCCCUAAGGAGUGUCCCCUAUGGUUCCGAGGAGUACUUGCAGCUUCGAUCCAAGGUGCACCUCCGUUCUGCCAGGCGUCUCUGCGAGCUCUGCUGUGCCAACCGGGGCACUUUCAUCAAGGUGGGCCAGCACCUGGGAGCCUUGGACUACCUGCUUCCGGAGGAGUACACCAGCACCCUGAAGGUGCUCCACAGCCAGGCCCCGCAGAGCAGCAUGCAUGAGGUCCGCCAAGUCAUCCGCGAGGACCUGGGCAAGGAGAUCCAUGAUUUGUUUGUGAGUUUUGACGACACCCCCCUGGGGGCCGCCUCCCUGGCCCAGGUCCACAAGGCGGUGCUGCGUGAUGGGCGGACCGUGGCCGUGAAGGUCCAGCAUCCAAAGGUGCAGUCUCAGAGCUCGAAGGACAUUCUUCUGAUGGAGGUGCUUGUCCUGGCUGUGAAGCAGCUGUUUCCAGAGUUUGAGUUCAUGUGGCUGGUGGAUGAAGCCAAGAAGAAUCUGCCUUUGGAGCUGGAUUUCCUCAAUGAAGGGAGGAAUGCCGAGAAAGUGGCCCAAAUGCUCAAAGACUUUGACUUCUUAAAGGUCCCCCGCAUCUACUGGGAGCUGUCCACCAAGCGGGUCCUUCUGAUGGAGUUUGUGGAUGGCGGCCAGGUCAACGACAGAGACUACAUGGAGAGGAACAAGAUUGAUGUCAAUGAGAUCUCACGCCACCUGGGCAAGAUGUAUAGUGAGAUGAUCUUUGUCAAUGGCUUCGUGCACUGUGACCCCCACCCUGGCAACGUGCUGGUGCGGAAAUGCCCAGGCACAGGGAAGGCGGAGGUAGUCCUGCUGGACCAUGGGCUCUACCAGGUGCUCACCGAUGAGUUCCGCCUGGAUUACUGCCGCCUCUGGCAGUCGCUGAUCUGGACUGACAUGGAGAAGGUGAAGAAGUACAGCCAGCGCCUGGGGGCCGGGGAUCUCUACCCCUUGUUUGCCUGCAUGCUGACUGCCCGGUCUUGGGACUCCGUCAACAGGGGCAUUGGCCAAGCCCCGGUCACUGCCACAGAGGAUGCGGAGAUCCGCAACAACGCGGCCAACUACCUCCCCCAGAUCAGCCAGCUCCUCAACCACGUGCCCCGCCAGAUGCUGCUCCUCUUCAAGACCAACGACCUGCUCCUCGGCAUCGAGGCCGCCCUGGGCACCCGGGCCAGCGCCAGCUCCUUCCUGAACAUGGCACGCUGCUGCAUCAGGGCGUUGGCCGCGCACAAGAAGAAGAACAGCCGCUCACUCUUCAGAAGGACACAGAUCUCUUUCAGAGAAGCCUUCAACUUAUGGCAGAUUGACCUUCAUGAACUCAUUCUGCGUGUGAAGGGAUUGAGGUUGGCCAGCUGGGUCUUGGCCCUACUCUGCCGGCUGUUGCCCACUUCAUACUGAGCGGAUCUGCUGUCCCCCUUUCCCUUUCCAGGGUGACUCUGUGGCGGGCAAGUGGAAUUUUCACUCUUCACUCUUCUGUCAUGUCUCCACCUAGGUGCCCUGUGUCUGUCACAUGGUAGCCUGGAGCCCCACAGUCAUUGUCUGUGGCACCAUUAUACUCCACCCUCAGAAUCCCUCUCCUCAACUGUGACCCUUGUCUCAUAGGCUACACAAGCUGUCCUAUGCAAGAAGUUUCUCUCCUUAUCCAGGGAGAUGGCAUACACAGUGUUUCCCACUCCUGGUGGGCGCCAUUGGGCUGGAUGUCCCCUUACUUCCGGUAACCAUUCCUCCUUUCAGGAUGGACCAUGAAUCCCACUGACUUCCUACAUGAAUUUCUAUAUUUAACUGAUGGGAGGUUUGAUUUUGUUGAAAGAGAGUAGAGUUUCUGAGCUUGCUCGGAAUGGAUUCCCUCUCCUUGCCCUGUCGCUCCCAGAGGUGUCAUACCUGAGCAAGGUGGCUUGGCAUCUGAGGCAUGAGUUCACUGCUAUUAUGGUGACCACUCAGAUGUUUUAUGUACUGUGUUUCAAUAAAAAUCCCUUCAGGAUUACAGAGAAGGGCUUUGUUGCUGGGAUUUUUAUUCUAGAUGGGGAGUGAAUCCACAUUGGCUGUUAGGUAAGAGUGGGCCUGGAUGCUGUGGGCCACUGUGUUCUACUUGGCACCUGGCCCCUGUCAUCCUUCCAGCCUUUCCCUGUGUGAUCACUUCCUGCCCCUUGUAGGUGUUUCUUCCUUUCUAAGACUCUGAGACUUUGGAGAAGUUAAGAAGCCCGACUCAGUUCAGGGCCAGCAACUCAGAGGCUCUGCUGAAACCUCGGACUUGGGUUUCCCUGGGUUCUCACCACAUUCGCUGUGAGCUGGCUUUGUUCUACUCCUCGCUUCCUGCUUUGGGUUCAUCAUUUGACGCCACCGUCCUGGAGACU